Molecule: messenger RNA, 2785 nt
Organism: Styela clava
Lineage: Eukaryota; Metazoa; Chordata; Ascidiacea; Stolidobranchia; Styelidae
Product: coiled-coil domain-containing protein 134-like
Source: RefSeq, a predicted model, not a curated record
GAAUUGUAUGCUUUAUGUCUGUUUAGUUCACUAUACAUAGAAUUCAGAAUAUUGUGGAUAAAAAUGGUCAAAAUUGGACUAAUAAUAUUGUUUCUGGCGACUAUAUUUUCAUCAAUUUUUGCUGACGAAGCAAAAUUGGAUACGGAGUCGAAAAAACUUCAAAAUGGAACAAAAACGCCCAUUGAAAUUUAUCGGAAUAUGUUUAAAAUGAAACGAAGAGAUCAAAUCCGUGCAAUUGAGAGUUUACUCAUUAUGGAUGACGUGGAAAAACAACAUAAAAUGAUUGGUAUUAUGAUGAAAACAAUUGAAAAGACGAUCGUCAAAGGUAAGCAAAUCUUAAUGGAGGAAAAUUACAAAGCUGGCGACCCCUUUCCAGAGAAAAUCGAAACUAAAGAAGGUUUUUCAAUGGUGUUAGAAAACACUGCAUUAUUCACUGAUUUAAUAGUUCGUUUCCCGUUCGUGGCACAACGAGAAUUAAAACAAAAUACUGAUUGGAAAGAAACCAUAAUAUGGGGUAAAAAUGUAUGCGAAAAAAGCGGCGUUUUUACUGAAAAACAUCAAAAAAUUUUGCACAGUUUAGGACAGGAAUUAAAAAUUGACGAACCUGACCCAAGUUAUGAAAAUCCGUUUAAAAUUAAACCGGAAGUCGAUCAAAAAACUGAGGAAGAAAGACAAAAAGAAUAUGAAGAUAAAAAGCGGAAGGAGAAACUUGCUGCAAAAAAGAAAAAUAAGAAAUCGGGACCAAAGUUAUCCAAGCAUGAACUGUAAUGAGACUGACAAAAAUGUCGGAAAAUUUUUCCCAAAAUAAAUUUUGCCAUCGAAGCCAAUUAAAAAAUAUUGCCAAAUUGUAGAAUUUCAAAAAUUGAUGAAAUUAAAUUUAGUUGAUAUUUACGAUACGCAUUCAUAAUAUAAUACUAACUAAAAAUGAAUCAAAAUGAACAAAUCAGCAUAUCAGCAAAUGGAAGAGGAAAAUCGUCUUAUCGAGAGAAUAAAAGUUAUGACAAGCUAAAUCUUUAUUGAUAUUUAUAAAUGAACCUCGUAUAUCCCCGCAUGUAAGCCGCUCCCCUUAAAACGGUAUAAACCGACCUUACAAAUCGUAACACGCUGCAAAUGGUUGCAGGAGAGAAUUAGUGCAAUCAGAGUUAUGCACAGAUAAGCCCCGAUUCCUAAGUUGGCAACUUUUUUCUGGCUCAUAUACUGUAUACGCGAGAAUAUACGAGCGAAGCAAUAUUCAACCAUUAGAAAGAUAUUGCAAACUCGAGGUUGGCUUUUGGACCAAUCAUAUUUAUAGCUCUUCUUUGAAUGCUGCCAUAAAAUUUUAUGAUUUAAUUAAAAAAUUGUUUUGUGCAAUCUUAGGUCAAUUUUACAAUCAUUUUGUCAAUUUAUUUUGUUAUGUCCCCACGGUGCUGAGUUAUCAACUUAGUUAGUUAUCAACCAGUAGUUUAUGUACAUGCUAUAUACUUAUGUGCAUCUCAUUUUUCCUUCGAUAAACAGUGCCAGCUUGAAUUAUGCAAUAACUUACUUGGACCAUCACCAUAUCAUGUUACCAUUUUUUUUUCAUUUUUCAAAAAAAUUUUUUUUUUCAAGACACAAAGUAAACAGAUGUAUUAUUUUGCUGAGUUGUUUCUAUUGUUGUUUGUCUUAUUGAAUAACUUGGUGUUAUUGCUACAAAAAAAUCACUUUUUUCAGAGAUUACUGGUCUAAUUGAUUUAACAGAUUAAGUACUUUUCACUUUACGGCAGUGAUUCCCAAAGCACGGGUGGUAAUUGGUAACAGUUUAAUAUGGCCCGUCGAACUGGAGUGAAAUUGUUUAACACUUAUGUUUUUACCUUUUUGCGUUCUAAAUCCUGCCAAUUGUUACAUCAUUAUCACAGUUUAAGCAUGUAUAUAUUCAUAACAAUUCAGUUAUACCGGUAUCUUAAAUAUACGCACUGGUACUGCUAUCACACCCCUUUCCUGGCUCGUGAAUAUCCUUCUGCUUCUAAUUUUGGCUCCCCUGUCAAUCAACAUUGGGGACUAUUUAUUUCAGAAUAGAUACCUGCACAAAUUUAUAGGGAUAAGUAUGUUACAGUUUUCUUCAUUUUUUAUGUACUGGUAUGUCUUUUAUGCUACAUUUUAUAUUGUCGUAAUCAAAAAUUCAAAAUCUAAAUUUUUUUUCAUUUUUUGAGUUUAUCAUUAAUGGAAAAAAAACUACUAAAUUAUCAUUUUUUAUUCUCAAAACCUAGUCAAUUUGAUCCACUGUGUCACAGUAUCUGUUGUUUAUUUACUACUAUUAGGUAAUUUGAAUCACUUGUGUAAGUAAACCUGUUUUUUGUUAGUCUUCUUUUUUGUGACUGUAUAUUUUGUAUUUCUUUUAUGAGUUCCUUUCUCUGGGAAAGUUUAAAAAAAAUUUAACCCUGCCCUCCAUCGAAAGGCUUUUUUAAUUCUUCGUAUAAUGUCAUAUUUUAAAAUUUUGUCAUUGGAAUUUUUCACCACUAGGUAGGUAGACUUAUCCUUUGCAGAGUGUGAUUGAAGCUUAGUAGUCAGCUCGCUUGGAUGAAUUUUUUUUCCAAAAUCACGUUUUAUUAGCCAUUAUUUACUUGUUUUUUGAGCUAUUCAAAGUAAGGCCCUAUUGUUGGUGUCUAUUCAUUUUUAAAUUGACUUUUAAGACUUCACAUGAGAGUGAUCGAAACUUAAUACUUUACUGUUCCAAAUAGAUUCUAAAAAAAUAUCGGGGCUCCCGAAGUAUGCGAACCAAGAUGGCGGACAUCGGAAUGUAAUAUGUGUACUAGGUUAGGGUUAGGCC